AUGUUACUCGUCCUGAUCCUGUUACUCUUCCUGGUCCUGGCACUAGUCCUGGUCCUGGUACUAGUCCUGGUCCUGUUUCUCUUCCUGGUCCUGUUUCUCUUCCUGAUCCUGUUACUCUUCCUGGUCCUGGUACUAGUCCUGGUCCUGUUUCUCUUCCUGGUCCUGUUUCUCUUCCUGGUUCUGUUACUCUUCCUGGUGUUGGUACUAGUCCUGGUACUAGUCCUGGUCCUGGUACUAGUCCUGGURCUGUUUCUCUUCCUGGUCCUGUUUCUCUUCCUGGUCCUGGUACUAGUCRUGGUCCUGUUUCUCUUCCUGGUCCUGGAUCUGGGCCCAUACACACUGGUGAUAGGGCGGUGGAGAGGGUAUCAUAUCAGCCAGAAUGGACCGCGGAGAUAUCAGGGCCAAAGCGGAGAGAGAACCGGACGAUAUCCGGGUAGGAACGUGGACCGUGGAGACUAUCAGGAGGAGUUGGACCCGGGAGCGACGCCGAUACCAGAGGGAGUGGCUGACGAUAUUCAGGAGGCACGUGGACCGGGGGGAGAUAAUCAGGAGGACGUAGGCGUCGCCCGACACCUCCGCGGGCGACGGAUACCAGGCAGCCAAAGGCAUCCAGUGGACGAUAUCAGGAAGGAGGCCUGGCACCGGGGAGGACAUCAGGAGGACACCAAGGAGAGCGCACAGUGGAACGAUAAUCACGGAAGCAGUGCGGAGACAUCAGGAAAGGAUGGACAGCGAGACCCAAGGGCGCGCAAUGAUCAUCCAGGAGGACAGACGUGGACCGGGAGAUACAACGAGGACCAUGGAGAUAUAAACAGGAGGACGUCACAGGAACCUACCGUGGAGAGUGGAGAUAUCAGCGGAGGACGCGGACCGGGAGAUAUCAGCGGAGCUUGGAGAUAUCAGCGAGAUGGACCGGGGAAGAUAGUCACAGCAGGAGUGGGCGGAUAUCAGGAGGAGCUGGACCCGGGGAGCUUCAGGAAGUGCGACCGGAGAUAUCAGGGCAUGCCGAUAAUCAGGACGGAGUGGGAACCCGGGCGAUAUCACGGACAGGCAGUGGAACCGGGAGAUAUCAGGAGAGACACGCUGGCACAGGUUGUUUGUUUUCUUUUGGUUUUGAAGAGGAGGGGGUGUAGCAGCGUUCACACGGGGACUGAAGAGACCCCCGCCGUUACAACGCUGUCCCGCGCCAACACAGGGACACAGGGGGGGGACCCAGGUCAAAGAUGGCAGCCAGCUCCMGGGUCGAAGGCAGCCAUGUUAGUGAAGGUGAACAGUAUUGGCAGGAACCAAUCCGUGGUGCCCCCUAGCACCCAGCACCUCAACACUCUCAGCCCUGGGAGCCCUGCUGUGUACCAGGUCCACUCAGACAGAUCCAGCCCCAUAUCCAGCCCUGCAGGCAAGAUGGCUUCCCCUGUGGACCACAAACAAGCCUUCCACCUGAAGAAGGGAGACAACGGUAACUUCGGCCUGGUGAUGCCCUCCACUGGCAGCCAGGUCUACCAGACUCCACAGAGGUGUCAGGCUGGCACCCCCCAGCCCUCCUCGCCCCAUUACGGUGCCACUCCGCCCAUCUAUGAUGAACCACCCAUGGAGACACCUAUCUAUGAUGAGCCCCCGAUGGAGGUGGAGGUGGAGGGGGCCGCCCUCCUGAACAGGUCCUCCACCCCAACCACCAGCCUGCAGAGGGUCCGCCAACCCCAACCCCAGACCCAGACCCAGCCUCAGCAGCAACCCAAGCUGCUUCAAUACCCAGCRUCUCAUCUGGCCUCCAAACACAAGAGGAAUCCCUCCGCCACAGAGUACAGCCCCGCUGGACGGGAGUGCAUCAAACACAUGGUCAACGUGGACCCUGCCACCUGCAAGCAGAGCCCCAUAUCCCAUCCUAUCCAGACAGAGCAGGCKCCUGCUCCAGACCCUGACCUGCCCCCCUCUCCAUCCCCAUGCCCAGUCGUGACCCAGCCCAGGCCUAAGGAGGUGAGCCUGGAGAAGAAGCAGUCGUGGCGUCUCCUGGAGACCAGCGUGAGGAAGAACAUGGAUCUCCGACACAGCCGGCAGAACAGUGUGGCCUCCCAGGAGUACCCAGCGCCGGCCGCCGUCAUCUACCAGGACUCAGGCUACUCCACCGGGCCCUCGCCCAGCUUGAGGAGGAAGAACCGCCGGAGAGCCCUGGGAGGGGGGGCUGGGGGAACAGGGCAGGGCCGGCCAGGCUCAGUAGGCAGCAGUGGGGAGCUCAGUGCCCUGAAUGAGAAGCUGAUGGCAGAGAUGCGGGUGGUGGUGAGUCGCUCUAACACCCUGCGUGGCAGCAAGGCCAGCCUGGACACUGAGAUGUCUGACAGCUCUGUACCUCGGGCCCGUUCCCCCCUGGACUCCCCGAAGAAGUACAGGGGCCGCAGCGCCUCCCGAGAGGACAUCAGCGCCAGUAACCGCUCUCUGUACCGGACCGGGAGCGGGAGUACCCAUGGCGACGUACCCCUCUCUCCCCUGGCGUCAGAGGGCAUGGUGCGUCAGAAACGGACCUAUGAGAAGGUGGACACUCUGGAGAAGAGCAUCAUCAGCCAGAACAGCCUGUCCUCCUUGGAGCCCCACAUGUCCCUCUCACAGGCAGGAACGCUGGACUCCAAGGCCCAGUCGGAGAUCUCGUCACAAGGCGGAGGUAAUGGACACAGGGGCACCCCUCAUGGAGUCAAAGUGACUGGAGACAGGAGGGGAGGUGGGGGAGGAGGAGGCGGCAGUGUGGGAUACCAGUACCCUUACACCACCCUCUGUAAACCUCCUCCGGACACCAACAUGGUGGACUGGGCCAGUAAGAACCUGAACCUGCACACCCAGGGCCUGUUCCGCCGCCGCGUSUCCAUCGCCAACAUGCUCUCCUGGAACCGGGGCUCCAUCAAGAAGCCCAUGCUGAUCACCAGCGACCGCACCGUCAAGAAGGAAGCCUGUGAGAUGUUCAAGCUGAUUCAGAGCUACAUGGGGGAUCGUCCGGCCCGGCUGGAGCGCCGUCACACCGCCCUGCUGGUGGUCACUAAGUGCUGGGGAAUGCAGGCCCUGAGGGAUGAGCUGUACGUCCAGCUGGUCAGACAGACCACUGACAACCUGAGCCUGAGGAGCCUGGAGGCCGGCUGGGAAUUCAUGGCCAUCAGCCUGGCCUUCUUCUCCCCCUCGCCCAAGUUCAGAAGCUACCUUGAGGGGUACAUCCAGACACACCUGGAGCCCUCCAACGACAAGAAGAUCAUGCAGCACAUUAUGGAACAACAGGACAUGAAGACCAAGAAGAAUUCAAAGUCCCGGAAGAAGAGGAAGCAGAACAGCGAGGAAGAAGAAGAGGGCCUGCCAAUCAGCACUUAUGCCAAGUACUGCUACCGCAAGCUGCAGAAGGUCGCCGUCACUGGGGGAAAAAAGGGUCUGAGGAAGCCCACCCUGGAGGAGUUAGACCAGGGGAGGAAUGCCAUCGUGACCCCUUCCUUGUUCGGCAGCGCCCUGGAGGAGAUCAUGGAGCGCCAGAGCGAGCUGUUCCCGGAGCGCAGACUCCCRUGGGUGCAGGUGCAGCUUUCUCAGUACGUCCUAGCCCUAGGAGGGGCCCAGACAGAGGGAAUCUUCAGGGUGCCUGGAGAUAUUGACGAGGUGAAUGCGCUGAAGCUGCAGGUAGAUCAGUGGAAUAUUCCAGAAAACCUUGGGGACCCCAACGUCCCGGCGUCUCUGCUGAAGCUGUGGUACAGGGAGCUGGAGGAGCCAGUCAUCCCUCAGAGCUUCUAUCAGCAGUGCAUCAGUAACUAUGAGGAUCCUGAAGCAGCUAUCAGCGUGGUGCAGUCUCUGCCUGAGCUCAGCAGACUGGUGCUCUGCUACUUUAUACACUUCUUACAGGUGUUUGCUCAGCCCGUCAAUGUGAGUAAGACCAAGAUGGACGUCAAUAACCUGGCCAUGGUAAUGGCUCCCAACUGUCUCCGCUGCCAGUCAGACGACCCACGCGUAAUCUUUGAGAACACGAGGAAGGAGAUGUCCUUCUUACGCAUGCUCAUUGUUCACCUGGACACCAGCUUCGUCAAGGACAUCCUCUGAGGGGGUCAACUCUAUCCCUCUUUAUCAAGGACAUCCUCUGAUGGGGUCAACUCUAUCCCUCUUUAUCAAGGACAUCCUCUGAGGGGGUCAACUCUAUCCCUCUUUAUCAAGGACAUCCUCUGAGGGGGUCAACUC
Molecule: messenger RNA, 4191 nt
Organism: Salvelinus sp. IW2-2015
Lineage: Eukaryota; Metazoa; Chordata; Actinopteri; Salmoniformes; Salmonidae
Product: rho GTPase-activating protein 39
Biological process (GO): signal transduction
Cellular component (GO): cytoplasm; cytoskeleton
Molecular function (GO): GTPase activator activity
Source: RefSeq, a predicted model, not a curated record